GAAUAUUAUUGUAUUGUUCUCCUGAAUAUUUAUUUUUCCUGUUUAGAUACCGGAGUGCUGAAUUUGGGUUUGGGGAGUAUAGCCUAUAGAGAUCUUGACCGCGGUAUCCAUCACCACAGAACUCCGUUAUCAUGAACAUGUCCGUUCAUGAUAACUUACUUUCACUUCAAUUACGAGAUCUCUUGAUCCACCUCAAGCGACAGGGAUUAAUAAUCUUGAGGCAGAGCUGGAAGUGUUAAUAUGGGGGAAGGCGUAAGUCAUUUUGAUGUCUCGCAGCAAGAGUAAGCUGAAGAGGCAACCGGUAUGUUCUACAACUUUGACAAACACUACUACUGAUGCACAGCAUCUUAAAGUGAACAAAAAGAAGAAGAAGAAGAAAAGACAGCAAGAAAAGGCCACAAGUGGUACCAGCCAAAUUACCAAGAUGUCGAGAGGUUCUUCUUCGGUAUCGUCCUCAUCUCUCUCCAGCAAGAGCUCACAAGGAGCUCAAAAUUUUGGCAGCGCAAACUCUGUCAAGAAGGCACAGUGUGACCUGUGCAAGUUGUCGUACACAUCUCAAAAGGAACUAACAGAACACUUGGUGUCACUGAUGCAUCAUACAAAACUGGAGGAUAAAGAAGAAAAUGCGGUUCACAAGUGUGAGCUGUGUGGUGUGACGUGCCCGACCAUGUCUGUCUACCGGGCUCACAUCUCGGGGGACAAGCAUCAGAAGAACUUGGCCUUUCAUCGUGGAGAGCACAAGAACUUGGCCUCACAGCGCGGAAGGGGGAGAGACAAGAAGAGCAACUGGAACCCACCUCAGUGGAAGAAGAAUAAGAAUGCCAGAGUCUGUGGUUUUGGAUAUAAGGACGUGGAGGAUGAGAUGUCAGAUAACUACUAUCCCUGGAACGGUGAACCGAGAAACAAGUGGGGUUAUUCUCAGGGCUGGAAUAACAAAGGACAGGGCACCCCAUUCCAUCUAAGAGGCCAGGGUCGUCCAGAAUCUGGACUACUACAAUAUGGCAACCAGAGGUUUUAUGGCAACAAGACGUGGCAUGCAGCAGGUCAUGCCCCCGAUGUGGACAGAUUUGGCAGAGGCUCAGCAGGAGGUCAAGGUCAGGGGUUGUUGGGGCCUGCCUGGGGCAGUGGUGCUAAGUUGGAUCAUAACUGGAACCUGACCUCUUCAGGUCCAAAUCAGCCUUUUAAUUUUCCGUUCUAUCAGAGAAAGGAUUCCAAUGGGUCCAAAGAUGCAGCAAACAGAGAGGCGGACUCGAACAUUAAUUUUACAACUGAUCAAUAUGAGGGGCACUGGGAUGAACAGUCGCUGCUUAUGCAAGAGAAUUUUUUGGCUGGAAUGGAGCAGGAUGGUGGGUCCAAUGACGAUGGGUCAUAUUUUACAGAGACAGACUCGAGAACACAUAGUACGGGCUCUGGCUGGAAGGAGGUUUCAAAUUCCCAGGGUUAUGCACCGUCCCGUCCUCAACAGUCUUCAUUGGGGCCCAGGUUUCAAGCUGAAAAGCCUUAUAGAUCACGGUGGGAUCAGACGGAAAAGCCGGAGAAACCUGCUCAUGUUAAUGGCCACCAUCAAGUGUCUCAGUGGGACAGAAAAAGACCUCGGAAUGAAGAGGAUGUUCAGGAGUCUCUACCCAAAGCUUCAAGGUCUUUAGAGUCAGAUUCUAAUGAUUAUACUCCCGUCAGAGAUACUUCUUCCAAGUCGAAUCCUCCGGUUAAGAACAUCCAGACUCUGGUCACACAAAGAAAUGAAAGUGCACCAAAAGCAAGGGACAAGCCGACCUCGUCGCCGAGGCUUAGACUAACAGAAGCCAGCGAUAAUAUUCUAGAGCGGGCAGAGCGCCUGUGUGUUGAGCUUAGGAAAAAGCGGGAAGCAGCGCAGGCCCAGCGGAGUUCGGCUGUGAAGCAUCACAAUGAAGAGUUGUUAAGUCAAAAAAUGAGUGCUCUUAUCCGUAAGCAGCAGUCGUACGUGAAAGGGCAUAUUCAGGAGGGGCAGAAAGUUCGGGAGGAAAACGACGACUCUGGUGUGAGCUCUGCCUCCACUUUACCCUCGAAACAAAGCCAUCAUUCCACAUUGUCAGAACAUUCUUCAAAACUCUCUUCAUCGUCGUCGUCAAAGGGACCAGUGAAUAAUUACUCCAGAGCAAAAGGGAAUACCCUGGAUGACAUCAUGAAAUCCAUUGAGAAGAAUGUGUUGGAGGAGAAGCAAGCGUCAAACUCAAAGGCCAAGGCCGGUGUGGUGCGGAGAGGGUCGGCAGAGAGUCCCAGUGCAAGAGGGUCGGUCGAGAGUCCCAGUGCGAGGCUCAGCGACAGUAGAGAGUCGUCGGGCUUCUCCGCAUCACGGUCCAGCUCUGUCAAUCUGACGAAAGACAAUCUGAAGAAUAUGGUGAAUGCCCCAAGGUCAAGAAAUGAACGUGUCCAGCUGGCGAAAAUCCUCCAGUCUCGUGAGGAGCCGCGAGCAGCACUCAGGACCAGCCUUCAGCUGGAAGGCCUGUACGACAAUGUGGACAUGGAGUCGGUCAGUGUGAACCUGGACAAGGACGGUCGCGCGACCAACAUCAAACUGGAAGACCUGUCCCAGCAUGUCAGGGAUCAGAUUCUGACUCUGAUUGGGGGAGACUUGGGGAUCGGCGCUAACUCGAGUCUGUCGCUGUCUGGGAUCAGCCAAAACAUCAUCAACAUCUCAGACGAUGAAGAGACAAACGAUAGCUCUCAUAAUGGCAGAAAUUUCAAGCCUGGCGGGAAACCAAAUGUCAAGAAUAAGGCGUUGUUGGACAAAACUAAUGUGAAGAAAAAGAAGAAGAAAAGAGAUAAAGUUCCGGAUACCACUGUGGAUGAUGAGAGUUUAGGGUCCCACGACGUAGUGUCUCUUGGGAACGAAGUGGACAGUUUGUCUUCCUCGACAGGUGCGAGUCGCCCAACUCCAGGAUAUGCCAGAUUCAGAAGUGUGUCGGAGAGCAAUGGGCCGGUCCGGGCAGAAAGAGAGAUAGAAGUACACACAAGCUUCCCUUCCUCCACCAAUAUUGAGCUUCAGCGAAAGAACAGCAGUGGGGUAGGCAGGAGUCCACUAGUUGAAAAGAAUCGCAAAUCAACUAAUUAUUUGGCAUCAUCACCAGAUCUCAGUAAGACAUCAAGUGACACGACUUCAAGAACUUUAGGUGAUAUGUCUUCACAGCAUGACAGAUAUCAGACAUCUAAUGGGGUGGUUUCAUCAAUUCAUACAAAAAUGUCACCUAAUUCUUUACAGAGAACCCCAAGCCAAACAUCUUUGACAAUUGACACUGUCAAGCAAAAAUUUCCAACAAUCUUAGAUUUUCCUCGGACUGAGAGAGUGCCUAUCUCAAAUAUGCCUGAAAUUUCUUCACCAAGUGUUGUUACUCUGCCAACCAAUUCAAUACCUUACUCCACAAAUACACAUGUUGGUUCCUCGCCUUCAUCCACUGAGCUGUCUGCCAGCGGCCCAGUGUCACGGUCCAAGUCCCCUGCACCAUUGACCACGCUUCGGUCAUCAUCACCAUCUCUCUUGUCUCCUUCGGCAAAUCCCCGCGGAAGUCGAGUGAGUGAAUGUGGCCCAGUCUCACAAUCCAAGUCCCCUCCACCAUUUCGAUCAUCAUCACCGUCUCUCACGUCUCCUAUGGCUACAAAUGCCACCAUAAGCCGAGGGAGCGGGCUUCCCUCCUUACCCCUGUCCUUGUCUAGCCUCGGGAGUAUCGGAUGUGAGACAGCAGAAGUUGCAGCACGAUCAACACCGGUGCCUUCUGAGUUGUUGGCAGAGGGUGAAGCCACAGGUCGCACUGACAAUGAGGUGGAGGUCCAGCCGGAUGCCAUGAGCGUUUCUGAGUCGGUGCACAGUGAUCCGUCUGCUGCGAUGGCGGAGCUUCUGCUGUUGUCGGAGCGGGAGGAACACGUCAAGCAGGAGAUGACCAACAUGGAGCUGAGGCUGACCCGACUGCACCGACUGCUGGAACAGGCAGUCACACAGAUCAAUAAAUGCACAGAGAGACGCAACCAGCUACUUGAGGAAGAGCAAGACCUUUCCAAGAAGAGACUGACGUUACUUAGAGAUGCAACAUCGUCCAAGCAAAGCAUGAGGUCUAGUGUGUCUGAUCUACAUAACUCAAGUCUGCUCUCUGAAGUGAGCCAACAAGAUUCUCAGGGACCACAAUCUUCCAGGUCGACCACCACGAGUGUGAUAACUGCCCCUACGACUUCUGUUGUCAGCACAAGCACGGCUACUACUCAGGGCUCAACCCAGGUGGCUCCUGGUUCCGCUUCCUCUGACGAACCCUACAUUCCAGGCACUGCUCUGUCUAAAGCUGAUUGGCUAGCAAAAUUCUCCUCCUACCUACCUCCAGAUAUGGUGUCAGGCAGCCAGAGUAAAAAAACUCAGGAAAAAGACUCGUCGUCGUUGAGUAAGCAAACUUUUCGUUCACCUUUGACAUCACCAAGAGUUUCCAUCUCAGAGCCCCAGGUGGAAGACGUUGUUAUGGCCGACAGAAGUGAUCGGGACCAAGAAAAAACAGCAGGUACUGGGGUCGCUGUUGGGGCUUCAGUGCCUUCGAGUUGUGCCACUCCGUCCAACGUUGUACCUCAAAGUAGUUUUUGCCAUCUUGCUGAGCCUGCUGUGGCCGUCUCUCUCCCGUCCUCAACUCCGCUCAUGGCUGGAUUGCCAGUGAUGUAUGUCGGCAGCUUCAAGAAUCCUAACGUGAUGCGGCUGAGCUCGGUGAGUGCUUUGUGUAGGUCGCUGUCUGAGCCUCCUCAAGGGGGAGAGAAGGAUGUGAACCCAAGUGACCCACACACAGAAAGCAGUCAAGAGCCCAGUAGGGAACGACAUAAUACAGCGCCGCAUCCAUCUGUAGUUUUACCCCCGAGGUCAUCGGCUGCUAUUGUUGUUGGAGACACAAGCCCCCGCGCAGAGGACUCUGACAUCGGCAGUAUAGCCAGCAGCAUCGCCAGCGGAAGCUCUCUCGGCGAGCAGAUCUCUCGUUACUGUCGCAGCACGCCAGGGGCCUCGGCUGACGCGCAGCACCACCACGACUUGUCCGUCAUCCUGUCUGCCCCCUCGGACACCAACACGAGCGAGGUCAGGGGUUACGACAGCAAUAUCGAGGUGGAGGAGGCCGAUGCUGUGAGCAGCGUGUAUGUCCCUAGGGAAGAGUGGGAGCAGGUGGUUCGGCCCUGCUCUGUGAUCAUAGAGAAACUGGAGCUGCAAGAAGAAGCAGGCAUCUAUGGCAACCUGGACAAGGCUGCAGUGAGGUCUGCUGAAGCUCUUCACUUAAUGGAGAGGAACUUUGAGGGGAGCUCGUACCAAUCCAGCCUCGCUUCCGACGGCAAGAAAAAGAUUCGUAAGACGCGACAAGAGAGGGACAACAGCGGCCUGAGGCGCUGGCGACGACAUUGGGUUUUCUCCUCUUCCUCCUCAGACGGGGAAGGGGCUAAAGAAGCCACUGGCAACGAGUUGGACAUCAAAGCCGUGACCUCGCGCGUGCGUCGUAGUGGCCAGGCGUCCAGCGGCAACAACAGCGCUGACAGCAGUGACGUCCAGGGUGGGUUGACCACUGUCUCUGGGGGCAUGGCUGAUGCUGACAAGGAGGUGCCGCAGAACGCUGCACAGGCGAAGACGGUGAUCGCAUCGGGGGUUUGGACAAACUCAAACAUUACUGUCGCUGAGUGCGACUCCUCCACCAAUCAUGAAUUAGUUGAUUCAGAGAGUAUCAACCUACGUACAAAUACUUUGAGGGAAAUGAGGGAGAGCUUUGAGAAAACUUUCGGUCGGAGCCCCAGGACCUCACCAGUGACUGUGAGCAACAUCAUUUCCACCACAUCGGAUGUCUCUGGGUCAGUGGCAGAUGAGGCUUCCCAGAGACACAUUCGCUCUCUCAGAGGAAAGCUCAGAGAAGAUCAAAGUGAAAUGAAAGCGACGGGCGGAUUGUCUCGAGAGGAAGGAACAAUCACCGUGUCUGAUGAGGAGGUUUCGAUGUUCUCCAAAGGUGAACAUAUUCGAUCCAGUCACUCCAAAGGAAAGGACCAUUCUGUUUCGAAUCUUUCGAGACCACUCUCGGCUUCAACGCCAUCUCUCGCAGAGAAAGGUUCUUUAUCUGUGCCUCUGGAGGAGGGAGACAGCGUGCUUCCUGGGAAUUUCGGCUCCGUCUUUGACAUCCAAGUGAUGAACAGACUGCUCUUUGUGGGUCAUCGCAACCACGGGGUCAGAGUCUAUGAUGCGCUGGGCCCUCUGCAGAGCAAAACGUUUUUAUACAAGUACAACUAUCCGGAUGUUCAGUGCAUGUGUAUCGCCAAGCUUGGAGAGGAGGAUGUGGCUGUUCUGGGGAUGAACGGUCAGAUGGUCAUCCUUGAUCAGAGUGACAGCUGGGCUAAGACUGCCCGCAUUUUCCUCCUGGAUGGGGUGGUGGUGAAGUGUUUUCUGCUGGUGUCUUCACUUCUGUACAUUGGCACAAACACAGGAGAGAUAUCGGUGUUUGAUACGGUGGCAAUGAAGGAACAGGAGAGGUUUGUGUGCAGCGACAGACCCAUCCACUGCAUGGCCCCGGCCCAGGAAGGUUUCACCAAGCUCCUGUGUGUGGCGGCCCAGGAUGGGGCCAUCAUUGUGGUGGACACGCACAACCUCCUGCCCCUGAGGAUCCUGGUGGGUCACUCCAAGACCGCCUUCUCCAUACAGGUUCAUGGCCAUCUUGUGUACAGUGGCUCUGGGGACAGUACUGUGCUGGCUCAGAAUUUGCAUACGGCAACACUGGACCAUUUCUACAAGGACAACAAAGGUAUCGUUAACAGCGUCUGGUACAGCCAGGGCCAUCUCUUCACCGGGGGAAUGGACAAACUGGUCCGCUGCUACAAUGCUGAGACUCGCAAACUUGUUCAGGUCUACUUCGGUGCUGACAGAGGAGUGAUCACCAAACUCUUGGUCCAUGACAAUAUGCUGAUAACGGGCACUUCAAGUGGUUCGGUGGAUAUGAUGGAGCUAGACCUGACUGCAGAACACAAAUGUCAUAAAUCUGGCUGUGGUCUCAAUUUUGGCAGCAGACGUCAUCUCUUUUGGCACCUUCUGAAUGACCACGGCAUCUCCAAAGCAUAGCUUCAAAUACGACUGUAAUCAGGAGCUUUUUUUUUACAUGUUUAACAGGAUGGAUGCCUGGUACUCAUUGAAAAUGAAAAUUUUAUCCUCUUAUUCUCAAAUGCCAGUGAGGAUGAAAUAUAUUGUUUCUGAUCGGGGGUAAGACAACUCGAAGGCUUCAUUACAAUGCCAAUGUAUGAACUUUUACUGGGGAUUUUAUCAUGUUAGAAAAAAAAAAA
This is a messenger RNA of Aplysia californica (California sea hare), 7299 nucleotides long. RefSeq names its product zinc finger protein 106. Lineage: Eukaryota; Metazoa; Mollusca; Gastropoda; Aplysiida; Aplysiidae. The transcript has 22 exons. The record is from RefSeq and is a predicted model, not a curated record. Gene Ontology annotation, molecular function: RNA binding; zinc ion binding; SH3 domain binding. The coding region runs from base 266 to 7081 and encodes 2271 amino acids. Gene Ontology annotation, cellular component: cytosol; membrane.